GUGGACGUGGACGUGGACGUGGACGUGGAGGUGGACGUGGAGGUGGACGUGGACGUGGACGUGGACCUGGUCGUGGACGUGGACGUGGACGUGGAGGUGGACGUGGACGUGGAGGUGGAGGUGGACGUGGAGGUGGACGUGGACGUGGACGUGGACCUGGUCGUGGACGUGGACGUGGACGUGGACGUGGACGUGGUCGUGGACGUGGACGUGGACGUGGACGUGGACCUGGACGUGGACGUGGACGUGGACGUGGACCUGGAGUGGACGUGGACGGUUGACGUGGACGUGGACGUGGUCGUGGACGUGGACGUGGACGUGGUCGUGGACGUGGAUGUGGACGUGGACGUGGACGUGGACGUGGACGUGGUCGUGGACGGGGACGUGGACGUGGACGUGGUCGUGGACGUGGACGUGGACGUGGACGUGGACCCGGACGUGGACGUGGACGUGGACGUGGACGUGGUCGUGGACGUGGACGUGGACGUGGUCGUGGACGUGGACGUGGACGUGGACGUGGUCGUGGACGUGGACGUGCACGUGGACGUGGACGUGGACCUGGACGUGGACGUGGACGUGGACGUGGUCGUGGACGUGGACGUGGACGUGGACGUUGACGUGGACAUUGACGUGGACGUGGUCGUGGUCGUGGACGUGGACGUGGACGUGGACCUGGAGGUGGACUUGGACGUGGACGUGGACGUGGACGUGGUCGUGGACGUGGACGUGGACGUGGACGUGGACUUGGACGUGGACGUGGACUUGGACGUGGACGUGGACGUGGACGUGGACGUGGACGUGGUCGUGGACGUGGACGUGGACGUGGACGUGGACCUGGACGUGGACGUGGACGUGGACGUGGACCUGGACGUGGACGUGGACGUUGACGUGGACGUGGACGUGGUCGUGGACGUGGACGUGGACGUGGUCGUGGACGUGGAUGUGGACGUGGACGUGGACGUGGACGUGGACGUGGUCGUGGACGGGGACGUGGACGUGGACGUGGUCGUGGACGUGGACGUGGACGUGGACGUGGACCCGGACGUGGACGUGGACGUGGACGUGGACGUGGACGUGGUCGUGGACGUGGACGUGGACGUGGUCGUGGACGUGGACGUGGACGUGGACGUGGUCGUGGACGUGGACGUGGACGUGGACGUGGACGUGGACCUGGACGUGGACGUGGACGUGAACGUGGUCGUGGACGUGGACGUGGACGUGGACGUGGACGUUGACGUGGACAUUGACGUGGACGUGGUCGUGGUCGUGGACGUGGACGUGGACGUGGACGUGGACGUGGACCUGGAGGUGGACUUGGACGUGGACGUGGACGUGGACGUGGUCGUGGACGUGGACGUGGACGUGGACGUGGACUUGGACGUGGACGUGGACUUGGACGUGGACGUGGACGUGGACGUGGUCGUGGACGUGGACGUGGACGUGGACGUGGACCUGGACGUGGACGUGGACGUGGACGUGGACCUGGACGUGGACGUGGACGUUGACGUGGACGUGGACGUGGUCGUGGACGUGGACGUGGUCGUGGACGUGGAUGUGGACGUGGACGUGGACGUGGACGUGGACGUGGUCGUGGACGGGGACGUGGACGUGGACGUGGACGUGGUCGUGGACGUGGACGUGGACGUGGACGUGGACGUGGACGUGGACCCGGACGUGGACGUGGACGUGGACGUGGACGUGGACGUGGUCGUGGACGUGGACGUGGACGUGGUCGUGGACGUGGACGUGGACGUGGACGUGGUCGUGGACGUGGACACGUGGACGUGGUCGUGGACGUGGACGUGGACGUGGACGUGGACCUGGACGUGGACGUGGACGUGGACCUGGACGUGGACGUGGACGUUGACGUGGACGUGGACGUGGACGUGGUCGUGGACGUGGACGUGGUCGUGGACGUGGAUGUGGACGUGGACGUGGACGUGGACGUGGACGUGGACGUGGUCGUGGACGGGGACGUGGACGUGGACGUGGAUGUGGUCGUGGACGUGGACGUGGACGUGGACGUGGACGUGGACCCGGACGUGGACGUGGACGUCGACGUGGACGUGGACGUGGUCGUGGACGUGGACGUGGACGUGGUCGUGGACGUGGACGUGGACGUGGACGUGGUUGUGGACGUGGUCGUGGACGUGGACGUGGUCGUGGACGUGGACGUGGACGUGGACGUGGACGUGGACGUGGACUUGGACGUGGACGUGGACGUGGACGUGGUCGUGGACGUGGACGUGGACGUGGACGUGGACUUGGACGUGGACGUGGACUUGGACGUGGACGUGGACGUGGACGUGGACGUGGACGUGGUUGUGGACGUGGACGUGGACGUGGACGUGGACGUGGACGUGGACCUGGACGUGGACGUGGACGUGGACGUGGACCUGGACGUGGACGUGGACGUUGACGUGGACGUGGACGUGGUCGUGGACGUGGACGUGGACGUGGUCGUGGACGUGGAUGUGGACGUGGACGUGGACGUGGACGUGGACGUGGUCGUGGACGGGGACGUGGACGUGGACGUGGACGUGGUCGUGGACGUGGACGUGGACGUGGACGUGGACGUGGACCCGGACGUGGACGUGGACGUGGACGUGGACGUGGACGUGGUCGUGGACGUGGACGUGGACGUGGUCGUGGACGUGGACGUGGACGUGGACGUGGACGUGGUCGUGGACGUGGACGUGGACGUGGACGUGGACGUGGACCUGGACGUGGACGUGGACGUGGACGUGGUCGUGGACGUGGACGUGGACGUGGACGUGGACGUGGACGUUGACGUGGACAUUGACGUGGACGUGGUCGUGGACGUGGACGUGGACGUGGACGUGGACGUGGACCUGGAGGUGGACUUGGACGUGGACGUGGACGUGGACGUGGUCGUGGACGUGGACGUGGACGUGGACGUGGACGUGGACUUGGACGUGGACGUGGACUUGGACGUGGACGUGGACGUGGACGUGGUCGUGGACGUGGACGUGGACGUGGACGUGGAACAGGACGUGGACGUGGACGUGGACGUGGACCUGGACGUGGACGUGGACGUUGACGUGGACGUGGACGUGGUCGUGGACGUGGACGUGGUCGUGGACGUGGAUGUGGACGUGGACGUGGACGUGGACGUGGACGUGGUCGUGGACGGGGACGUGGACGUGGACGUGGACGUGGUCGUGGACGUGGACGUGGACGUGGACGUGGACCCGGACGUGGACGUGGACGUGGACGUGGACGUGGACGUGGUCGUGGACGUGGACGUGGACGUGGUCGUGGACGUGGACGUGGACGUGGACGUGGUCGUGGACGUGGACGUGGACGUGGACGUGGACCUGGACGUGGACGUGGACGUGGACGUGGUCGUGGACGUGGACGUGGACGUGGACGUUGACGUGGACAUUGACGUGGACGUGGUCGUGGUCGUGGACGUGGACGUGGACGUGGACCUGGAGGUGGACUUGGACGUGGACGUGGACGUGGUCGUGGACGUGGACGUGGACGUGGACGUGGACUUGGACGUGGACGUGGACUUGGACGUGGACGUGGACGUGGACGUGGACGUGGUCGUGGACGUGGACGUGGACGUGGACGUGGACGUGGACCUGGACGUGGACGUGGACGUGGACGGGGACCUGGACGUGGACGUGGACGUUGACGUGGACGUGGACGUGGUCGUGGACGUGGACGUGGACGUGGACGUCGACUUGGACGUGGACGUGGACAUGGACGUGGACGUGGACGUGGACGUGGAAGUGGACGUGGACGUGGACGUGGACGUGGACGUGGACAUGGACGUGGACGUGGACGUGGACGUGGACGUGGACGUGGACGUGGACGGGGACGUGGACGUUGUCGUGGACGUGGUCGUGGACCUUGACGUGGACGUGGACGUGGACGUGGACGUGGUCGUGGACGUGGACGUGGACGUGGACGUGGUCGUGGACGUGGACGUGGACGUGGACGUGGACGUGGACCUGGACGUGGACGGGGACGUGGACGUGGACGUGGACGUGGACGUGGACCUGGACGUUGACGGGGACGUGGACGUGGUCGUGGACGUGGUCGUGGACCUUGACGUGGACGUGGACGUGGACGUGGACGUGGACGUGGACGGGGACGUGGACGUGGUCGUGGAUAUGGACGUGGACCUGGACGUUGACGGGGACGUGGACGUGGACGUGGACGUGGACCUGGACGUUGACGGGGACGUGGACGUGGUCGUGGACGUGGUCGUGGACCUUGACGUGGACGUGGACGUGGACGUGGACAUGGACGUGGACGUGGACGGGGACGUGGACGUGGACGUGGACGUGGACCUGGACGUGGACGGGGACGUGGACGUUGUCGUGGACGUGGUCGUGGACCUUGACGUGGACGUGGACGUGGACGUGGACGUGGUCGUGGACGUGGACGUGGACGUGGACGUGGACGGGGACGUGGACGUGGUCGUGGACGUGGACGUGGACGUGGACGUAG
This is a messenger RNA of Closterium sp. NIES-65, 4482 nucleotides long. NCBI's taxonomy places the organism in Eukaryota, Viridiplantae, Streptophyta, Zygnematophyceae, Desmidiales, Closteriaceae. The record is from the annotation of a GenBank genome assembly.